AUGUCAGCUAAUGAAGAUGAUAAUAUUGAAGAUUUACAAUCUGCUAUUUAUAAAUUUCCACCUAGUGUGCAAGCGGUAAUUGAAAAGGUUUGUCCAAGCAACGAUCCAUUAGAUCAACCAGAUUUCAAUGCUGUGGAUUACAUCAAUUCUUUAUUUCCUACUGAACAAUCGCUUUCUAAUAUCGAUGAUGUUAUUACUAAAAUGGAGCAAGAAAUUCGUUGUAUAGACAAAAAAAUUCGUACAGUUGUGCGAGGUCAAACAAAUAAUAAUCAGGAUGGAAAGACAGCUUUACAGGAUGCACAAAAGGCUAUUAGACAAUUAUUUAUACAAAUUAAAGAUAUUAAAUCUAAGGCUGAACAGUCAGAAGAAACCGUUAAAGAAAUAACGAGAGAUAUAAAGCAAUUAGAUUUUGCAAAAAAAAAUCUAACAUCGUCUAUCAUUACUUUAAAUCACUUACAUAUGCUGGUUGAUGGAGUCGAGACAUUAAAAGAUUUAACAAGAAAGAAACAAUAUGGAGAGAUUAUUUUACCGUUGCAAGCUACUAUGGAAGUAAUGCAACAUUUUAACAAUUACAUGGAUAUACCCCAAAUAAAAGAAUUGUCCGAUCAAGUGCAACAAAUUCAUAUUGAGUUAGCUCAGCAAAUAACAACAGACUUCAAAGAGGCCUUUUCUGGUCAGAAUCUCAAGCAUUUUACUCAAUUAACCGAAGGAUGUUUAGUGCUUUCUGCUUUAGAUCCAAAAGUGAAGAAAGAGCUGUUAGUUUGGUUUGUGGCCAAGCAACUACAAGAGUAUACCCACCUAUUUGACGAAAAUCAGGAUUUCGCUUGGCUAGACAAAAUCGAUCGACGUUACGCCUGGAUUAAAAAGCACCUCCUUGACUUUGAAUCGAAGUUCGGCAGCAUUUUUCCACAAGACUGGGAGGUUUCCGAACGCAUAGCUGUUCAAUUCUGCCACAUAACGCGCGAGGAUCUCAUUAAACUUAUGCACAAACGAUCUUCUGAGAUAGACGUCAAGUUAUUAUUAUAUGCUAUUCAGCGCACAACGAAUUUCGAAAAUUUGCUAUCCAAAAGAUUUACGGGUGUAACGUUAGGAGACCCGACUAAGCAGGAUAAGAAAGUUGCUGGGAUAGCAGCUGCAAGCAUUACGAGCGAUGGUAACGUACCAGGCAAUCCAUUCGAAGAGGAAAGUACGGAGAAAGUGGAACAAGAUAAAGCAAUGCCAAGCCUUUUUGCUAACUUGAUAGGCAACUGUUUCGAGUCUUAUCUGUACAUUUACAUAGAGAGUUUGGAUCGAAACUUAUUCGAGCUCGUGGACAAAUUUAUGGCGGAUUGUAAAGCUCAGCCACCUGGUGCUCAGGCAUACGAGGGCAUAGAGGGUCCGAGCAGUGUACUUUCUUCGUGCGCAGACUUAUUUGUAUUCUAUAAGAAGUGUAUGUUACAAUGUACUCAGCUCAGUUCUGGAUCGAUUAUGUUAAGCCUGGCUGAGACUUUUCAGAAAUAUUUACGUGAAUACGCUAUGAAGAUUUUGCAAAGUAAUCUGCCAAAAAUUGGUGGGGCUAGUAUUGGAUCAAGCGUAAGUAGUAUAACAAGAGAAUUUCGAGAUUUAUCAACUUCAGGCUUUAUUCAAAAUUUUCAAAGUUUUUUGAAGGAAGGUGAAAGUAGUAGGUUUAACAAAGAAGAGCAAGCACGUAUUUGUUGUAUUUUAACAACUGCAGAAUAUUGCCUUGAAACAACACAGCAAUUGGAAGAAAAACUUCGUUUGAAAACUGAUAAGACAUAUGCAGACAAGAUCAAUUUGUCUCAAGAACAAGAUAUUUUUCAUGGAGUAAUAUCAAACUGUAUUCAAUUAUUAGUCCAGGAUUUGGAAUUAGCAUGUGAACCACCUUUAAAUAUCAUGAUAAGGAUGCAGUGGAGUACAGUUGAAAGCGUAGGUGAUCAAAGCAGUUAUGUGAGUACAAUAGUGGCUCAUCUUUGUCAAACCAUUCCGACUAUUAGAGAUCAAUUGUCCUCUUGCAGAAAAUAUUUUACACAACUUUGUGUUAAAUUUGUUAGCUCCUUCAUUCCUAAAUUAACUCAACAAAUAUAUAAGUGCAAACCUCUUAAUACAGUGGGAGCAGAACAAUUAUUGCUAGAUGUUCAUAUGUUAAAAACUGCUUUAUUAGAUCUUCCAUCGACUGGUUGCCAAAUUCACAGAAAAGCACCAGCUACGUAUACAAAGGUUGUAGUUAAAGGUAUGACCAACGCUGAAAUGAUUCUUAAAAUUGUAAUGUCACCAACAGAAUCUGCAAGCGCUUUCGCCGACCAGUGUAGAAAAUUAUUACCGGAUCUCAAAAUACCAGAAUUUCAAAAAAUAUUGGAUAUGAAAGGUUUGCGGAAAAUCGAACAAGUUCAGUUAUUGGAGGAGUUUAAGCAACGGAUAAAUGCAGACUCAUCGAGCGAGCUUAGAGCAAAUAUUGUGCAAGAGAGUCCAGAACACGAGGCAGGAAGAAUUAAAAGAUUAGAAAAAUUAAUUAAAAAGAGAAUGUAAGACUAAGAUGUAGAUUAAAAAA
Messenger RNA from Ceratosolen solmsi marchali, 2548 nucleotides. It is a transcript of the gene Vps53, whose product is annotated as vacuolar protein sorting 53. Gene Ontology annotation, cellular component: GARP complex. The record is from RefSeq and is a predicted model, not a curated record. Gene Ontology annotation, biological process: retrograde transport, endosome to Golgi. Bases 1 to 2526 code for a protein of 841 amino acids. Lineage: Eukaryota; Metazoa; Arthropoda; Insecta; Hymenoptera; Agaonidae. The transcript is spliced from 13 exons.